AUGAUUACUAAUUUCAUUAUAUUAAAUAUUUCUCAUUUCAUAUAUUCCAAAAUUAUGAAUUUCCAAAAAGGACCAAAACCUAGCUUUAGCAUACCUUUAUUAGCGUAAAGUUAAAAAGAAGAAAAACCAUAUUCAUUAGUUGAAAUAGAAAGCACUGAUUUCUUUAGAAAUGAAAAAAUUAUAAAAAAAGUCAGAUUUGCUCCCACUAUAAUUAUUUUUUUAAGAUAUAAAGACGAAGAAAUAUUCAAAUUCAAAGAUAGAUUAAGGAAUUAGAUUUAAUAGACUAAAGAGACCUUUGACUUUUAACCAUCUUUUGAUUAACCAAAAAAGAAAGGAUAACCAAAGUCCUGUUUAAAACCCUACACUGAUUGGGAUUACUGA
This is a messenger RNA of Paramecium sonneborni, 381 nucleotides long. Lineage: Eukaryota; Ciliophora; Oligohymenophorea; Peniculida; Parameciidae. The record is from the annotation of a GenBank genome assembly.